AUGAUCAAAGAUUGUCCAGAAGACUAUCACUGCCAGUCUGGUGCGCUACUCGUGGGUGAUCCGUGGGUGCAAGAUGUGAAAAGGCUACCACCGUUGCCAUUUGCCAGAGAGGAAGUAGAGAUGAUUGGGAGAUUGCUGGGCAGUACCCCUCUCAUUGGAAGACAGGCUACAAAGGAUGAGGUGUUACAACGAAUCGGUUCAGUUGCUUUGGUGCACAUUGCUGCACAUGGUAGUAUGGAAACUGGCGAAAUUGCGUUAGCGCCAAACCCGGGUGAGACGGAUUUCAUUAUGACUAUGAAAGAUGUACUGCGAGCAAAGAUUCGAGCCAGACUGGUCGUACUCAGCUGCUGUCAUAGUGCUCAUGGUAAAAUCAAAGUCGAGGGUGUAGUUGGCAUAGCACGGGCAUUUUUGGGUGCCGGUGCUCGUUCUGUCCUGGUAUCCCUGUGGGCGAUUGACGACAAGGCCACCCUUGAGUUUAUGAAAAAUUUCUACCAGCAUCUUGUGGAAGGAAAGAGCGCUAGCAAAGCCCUGAACCAAACAAUGAACUGCAUGAGAGAAUCUGAAGAAUUUAGCGAUGUCAAACACUGGGCACCAUUCGUACUUAUUGGCGAUGAUGUCAAACUAGAGUUUGGUGGGAGCCAA
Molecule: messenger RNA, 642 nt
Organism: Porites lobata
Lineage: Eukaryota; Metazoa; Cnidaria; Anthozoa; Scleractinia; Poritidae
Source: the annotation of a GenBank genome assembly